Messenger RNA from Colossoma macropomum (tambaqui), 2041 nucleotides. It is a transcript of the gene slc35h1, whose product is annotated as solute carrier family 35 member C2. Gene Ontology annotation, cellular component: endoplasmic reticulum-Golgi intermediate compartment; Golgi apparatus; cis-Golgi network. Lineage: Eukaryota; Metazoa; Chordata; Actinopteri; Characiformes; Serrasalmidae. The record is from RefSeq and is a predicted model, not a curated record. Gene Ontology annotation, biological process: UDP-glucose transmembrane transport. The transcript has 10 exons. Gene Ontology annotation, molecular function: antiporter activity. The coding region runs from base 281 to 1354 and encodes 357 amino acids.
GGUGCACCGCAUGUACACGUCAGAGGUGCGUGGCUGCUGCUACUGCUGAAAGACCAAAACAGAGCUGUUAGUCUGAGUGAUAAUGAAUCCUGUUGAUCCAGGUUUCUUCACAUUAUACUUUCAUUAUUGACAGUUCCGGUUCUUCGUGGCGAAAGAAUAGUUAUGGUAACGUAACCUUGUUCCUGUAUCCAGUUUCUCAUUGGUCUCACUAUCGAGGAUGUUAAUCAGUAGUUAGUCCUCUCAUUCCUGUGUGGAAAUCCGAAAAGCCCGCUGUGUGGGGAUGGCAUGCCCGGUGUCCGUCAUCUGUCGGGCAGUCCGCAAUGUGGGCUUGGUACUCAUCUACUAUGUCUUCUCAAUUGGAAUAACUUUCUACAACAAGUGGCUCAUGAAGGGCUUCCACUUCCCUUUAUUUAUGACACUGUGGCACCUGACUAUAAUAUUUUGCCUGUCGGCUCUGACACGCUGUGCCAUGCAGUGCUGGACACGGAAGCCUCGAGUUACACUUGGUUGGAAAGAGUACCUGUACAAAGUGGCACCAACAGCACUGGCAACCGCACUGGACAUUGGACUGUCCAAUUGGAGCUUCCUUUUCAUUACUAUCAGUCUGUACACGAUGACCAAGUCUUCCGCUGUUCUCUUCAUUCUGUUUUUCUCCCUAAUCUUCAAACUGGAGGAACCGAACCCAUUCCUGAUCCUGGUGGUGGUGCUUAUAGCAAGUGGUCUUUUCAUGUUCACACUCAAGUCUACACAGUUUAACUUGGAGGGCUUCAUCAUGGUCCUGCUGGCCUCCUUCAUUGGUGGGAUCCGCUGGACCCUCACUCAAGUCCUCAUGCAGAAAGCUGAGCUCGGGCUCCAGAACCCAAUUGACACCAUGUACCACCUACAGCCACUCAUGUUCCUGGGUCUUUUUCCUCUUUUUGUUCUGAAUGAGGGGCUGGGUUUGAGCACCACAGAGAAGCUGUUCAGGGUGAGUGAGCUCCAGCCGUUACUCUACUCUCUCCUGACUCUGUCAGUGGGCGGAUCGCUGGCCUUCGGACUGGGUUUCUCAGAGUUUCUGCUCGUCUCCCGCACCUCCAGCCUUACGCUCUCCAUUGCAGGCAUCUUUAAGGAGGUGUGCACUCUGCUGCUGGCAGUAGGGUUUAUGGGUGACAAAAUGAGCACGGUGAACUGGCUGGGCUUUGUUGUCUGUCUGUCCGGUAUCUCUCUACACGUGGGUCUGAAGACAUACUACAGCAAAGGUAAUGGCCCUACAUUAAGGCCUCUGCCAGGCAGAGACAACCCAGAUAUGGAGCUUCCUCUUCUUACAUCCAGAGAGGAUGCCUGUGAGGUAGAGGACGAAGAAGAAGAGGACUGAACUUCAUGGACAAUAGGACAAAUAGAGGUUUUCAGUCUCCAGAAUGAAGAAGGAGUAAAUGGACCUUUUGGUAUCAUCUCCUUCAUAAUUCUCUGGAUGGUCACAUUGACCACAGACCCAGGAAAAAGUAGCACAGAUGGCACAGUAACGUCAUAAGAAGCUAUGGUACAGACCUCACGCCGAAAGGCUUGAAUUAUAGAAAACCUGGGAUGUUUCAGGAAUAGACACAUCCUAUUCCUUGCUGGGAGGAGCCAGUUUAAACACUGAUUGUGACCAGGUCUAGGGCUGCAUGAUUAAUUUAAACAGUUAAAAGUAUUUUCACAAAAGGCUUUUAUCGUCAGAGUACCAAAAACUACGGCCCAAAAUGCAUUUUAAUCCGGCAAAACAGAAAUCUGGACAUUUUAGCCAGACCAUGGGCCAUUUCAGGUCAUAUAAGUUGCAUUGUAACACAAAAUUAUUUAUCUUUUAUUUAUUUCUAUCAUGCAGCCCUGACCAAAUUUGCAUUCUCAGUCUGGACUCAGGACCAGUUUCUAUGGGGCCUUAUGUCUUUCUGUUUACAUGAGAACUGACUCCUUUUACUAAUGAACAGUUUUACUUUGCAAAGAUGUAAUAAUUUUGUUAGUUAUGUACUAAUGAUCUUUAUUCAUGUAAAAUAAACAACUCAUGCCAGGAAUCCAUGAAAACACA